Messenger RNA from Cyclospora cayetanensis, 1056 nucleotides. Its product is annotated as very-long-chain (3R)-3-hydroxyacyl-CoA dehydratase hpo-8. Gene Ontology annotation, biological process: sphingolipid biosynthetic process; very long-chain fatty acid biosynthetic process; fatty acid elongation. The transcript is spliced from 5 exons. Bases 1 to 1056 code for a protein of 351 amino acids. Gene Ontology annotation, molecular function: 3-hydroxyacyl-CoA dehydratase activity. Gene Ontology annotation, cellular component: endoplasmic reticulum membrane. The record is from RefSeq and is a predicted model, not a curated record. Lineage: Eukaryota; Apicomplexa; Conoidasida; Eucoccidiorida; Eimeriidae.
AUGUGCAGCAGAUUUUCUCCAGCAUGCGCGAAGUGUGAGGCCAGCAGUGGCAGCCCAAGUUCUGUGGGCAGCAGCACACUGUUUCCGUUAAAACCCUUCGGUUCUUUAGGGGUUCUGGCUGCAAACCGUGAUCAGUACACCCUCUUUCCGGGUGGGCCGUGCGAAUACGUUGUUCCUGUGUCUGUCGCUCUGCGGCCUGGGAACCGAGACGAAGAGAAAGCCCCAUUAUAUAUCCCACAAAUGGCAGGUUGCGCAUCGGGUGAGAUGGAAGCCACAAGCGCUCGGACUGGCGCCCUGCCUGGGAAGAAUUCAAGCACAAGGAAUGUCUUGGGAUGUCUGUACAUGCUGGGAUUCAACCUUCUGUGCACCUACGCCUGGGGCGUGGUGUUUCUCGCGUUGAUCCGGCACUUCGUGCAGCACAGCUUGCCUGGCGCCUUCUUCGCCAAUGCGUGGCCGGAGCUUGAACACCCCCUCUUCUUUGCCCAGAGCCUCGCCAUUCUGGAGAUCGGGCACUCCCUGCUAGGCCUUGUUAGAAGCAGCGUGACAACCACCUUCAUGCAAGUAUUCUCGCGCCUGCAGCUCGUCUGGCUCCUCUUCUCCUUGGUCCCUGCCUCUCGCAAUAGCGUGGCUCUCCUUACCUGCGUUGCAGCAUGGAGUUGCGCCGAGCUGCUGCGGUUUCCAUUCUUCGCCGUGCAGCAGCUGCUUAUGUUGAUUGAUUUGCUACUAGGGUCAGAGGCUUCCCCUCGGGAAGUGCCAUUUCUACUCAAGUGGCUGCGAUACUCUGGCUUCACAGUUCUUUAUCCUAUCGGCAUUGCCAGCGAAGUCGUCUGCAUGUGCUCAAGCCUUUCGGUCCUGCGCUCCUCCCCCGCAUUCGCACAAUUUCCCACUCCGAUGCCAAACAAACUGAACUUUCAGUUGAGUCUCUAUUGGGCGUAUAUCAUUCUCCUUUGCUUGUACGUCCCGGGCAGCGUGCAGCUGUACAAUCACAUGCUGAAACAGAGAAGAAAAUACCUGUACGAUGCAGGACAAGAUACGGCUGCAAAAAAGGAUAAAUGA